Prorocentrum cordatum is the source of this 799-nucleotide messenger RNA. Lineage: Eukaryota; Dinophyceae; Prorocentrales; Prorocentraceae. The record is from the annotation of a GenBank genome assembly.
AGCUAUCUGUGCUUCAAGUGGACGGGGUGGUGCCCUGGCCUGCUCAGCGAAAGAGGCCGACGGCCCGUCGGCCGUGUCCACCACCUGCCGGCCCCGCCGCCUGCGGCGAGGACGAUGGCGGACAAGCUCAACGACAGCGCCUUCCAGAAGCUGCUGGAGUGCGCAGCUCCCCGUUCGCCAUCCUCGCGAACGGCCGCGCUCGUCGCAUGGGCAACCCGCUGCCCUUCAUGGCCCAGCAGGUGGCGCGCGCGGAUGUGGGCUGGGCUUGGCGCAUGGACGGACUGGGGCGGCCACGACCCGGCCACGCCGGUGGCGGAGAUGCACAUCAACUACCACAACACCGGCUGGGCUAUCAUGAUCUUCGUCUGCACCACGACCUUCUAUCUCCUCUUCAAGCGCUGAGAGGGCCAACCGCCGCGGCGGGCGGCGGCCAGCUUCCAGGGAGGCAGUCAGGGGGUGCAGGCCCGCAGGGGCGCGGCGGUAUGCAAUGGAAUCCUCACACCUAUUUCGAGGAGCCCCCGUCGUGUGCAUGCACUGCUUCUCCGACCUGGCAUGUGUGGCUGGACAGACGGGCUCCGCAGUAUGCGGCUAUGAAGUUCGUUGCGCGCAUUAAUCACCAUCUGACCAUCUCCCCGGCAUACCCAGUCUCUUUUUGAUGAGUUCCUAUCAUCGUUCCUUCUGCCAAUAUUUGUAUGAUAACCUCCGCCCUCAGAGUAAGAUUUGCUUUGCAAGCGCCGUAUUUCGGUGUGAAGGGACGCGGCUGAGUGUAGUCGGUAACGUCGCCCUGUUCGUUCGCGCG